AUGUUGUUUUGCAGAUUAUUCGCUGUAAUUGCAACCACAUGUGUAACAGCAUCAUCACUGGCUAAAACCCCCUCUCAUUUUUCAUCAACAACAAUCAUGUAUAAUAACGUUACUUGUAAAAUUCAGAAUGGUGUUCUCAGUAUCAAUGGCAAAGAAAUUCGUAAUUUAACAGAAGGAGAGAAAAAAGAACUGGACGAGUACUGCAAAAAAACGAUGCAGUGGGGCGAAUCAUUUGAAUCAGGCAUCCGAGGGAUGUUCCAUCGACUUUUACAAUCGAUGGCGAACAUGUGGAACAGUAUGUGGGGAAUGGAUCACAUGUUCCACCACCGUUCUCCAGCUUCGGAGAAGAAUAGUACUACGGAAAACCCGCUGGUGAAAUUAGACGGAGAUAAAGAAACUGUGGAUGCACGUAACACUACAAAACCAUUCGGCUUCCCGGAACCACCGAAAUUCUGUUUUGAAAAAGCUGAAUAG
Gongylonema pulchrum is the source of this 474-nucleotide messenger RNA. NCBI's taxonomy places the organism in Eukaryota, Metazoa, Nematoda, Chromadorea, Rhabditida, Gongylonematidae. The record is from the annotation of a GenBank genome assembly.